GUAUAUCAGUGCUAUUAUAAAUAGAGAGGCCUUCUCUUUUUGCUUCUCACUCUUCCACCAAACACUCUCUCUCUCUCUCUCUCUCACACGCUUUUUCUCUCUCAAAACCUCGAUCGAAGAUGGUGAGUGCCGAAGCUGCUCGGAAUGUCGUCGGUAUCAUCGGGAAUGUUAUCUCCUUCGGCCUGUUUCUUUCCCCAGUCCCAACGUUUUGGCGAAUCAUCAAGAAUAAGGCGGUGGAGGAAUUCAAGCCAGAUCCUUAUCUAGCAACAGUGCUUAAUUGUGCGUUAUGGGUGUUCUAUGGGAUGCCCUUUAUUCACCCUGACAGCCUUCUUGUCGUCACUAUCAACUCAGUUGGCCUUGUUCUUGAACUCAUUUACCUCACCAUUUUUUUCAUUUAUGCUACUAAUCAAGGACGUAAGAAGGUGGUGACAUGGCUAUUUAUUGAAGUUGUCUUCUUCGGCGCUGUUGUUGCCAUAGGACUCUUGGCUUUCCAUGGCACUACAAGAAGGUCUCUCUUUGUUGGGAUUCUUUGUGAUAUUUUCAACAUCAUAAUGUACACUUCUCCACUCACUAUCAUGUCAAAAGUUAUAAAAACAAAGAGCGUGGAGUACAUGCCCUUUUACCUAUCUUUGACCAAUUUCCUCAACGGUUCCUGCUGGACUGCUUAUGCCCUCAUCAAGUUCGAUAUCUAUGUCCUGGUAAGCAAUGGGCUGGGUGCAAUUUCUGGUGCUGCUCAACUCAUCUUGUACGGAUGCUACUAUGGUACAACUCCUAAGAAGGGGAAACAGGGCAUUGAUGCUCCAACCAAGCCUGCUGCUGAAGUACAGCUCUCAGCCGCAGACAGAGUUUGAUUUCAUUAACUCAACCCCUUUUGGGCGUUUUAGAUAUUUAGGCACAUAAUAGUUCUGUUUUUCUUUUUUAGUUUUUGAAUAUUUUUCGGUAUUUGAUUGUAGAUAGAGAGCUCAUAGCAAUCUCUAUGUACAAAUAUGCUUUUUUAGGUCCUUAUUUCGACUCAAUAUUGUUACUCCUUUUUCUUUUGAUAAUAUGAUUUUAGUUUAGUUGAGUUUAUUCUA
Molecule: messenger RNA, 1073 nt
Organism: Cannabis sativa
Lineage: Eukaryota; Viridiplantae; Streptophyta; Magnoliopsida; Rosales; Cannabaceae
Product: bidirectional sugar transporter SWEET6b
Exons: 6
Coding region: 120-851 (243 amino acids)
Biological process (GO): carbohydrate transport
Cellular component (GO): membrane
Molecular function (GO): sugar transmembrane transporter activity
Source: RefSeq, a predicted model, not a curated record